UUCUCUUUUUCUUGCAUGUUAUACCUGGCCCUGUGGGCUGUGAUACUCUCAGGACAGUGCCAUGGGCUGCAGGCAUGCCAGGUAGCAGCAGAUAGGGCAUUCUUUGGAGAUAUGUGCCCUUCUCUUGGCAGUUACCUUUGGAUCCAAUAUCACUGUGUAGAAGGUCUGCAAGUGAUUGUGCCUGACACAUGUUUCAUUUCUGACAAUAUCACCAUCUCCCUGACAUGGCUGCUCUCACCCUAUACCGGAAACCUAUCCUGCGUUAUCAGCACGGGGGAUGGAACAGCUAUUGAUCCGUAUUACCCCCCAAGCAGUUUGUCUAGCAAUGUGACUCAUCGGUUUACAUCUCCUGGAGAGUUUACUAUUUUUGUGGAGUGUACAGCCAGUGAGUGGCACGUGAGUGCCCAGAGGCAAGUGACUGUGCAGGACAAGAUGGAGAAACUCAGUGUGACUGGAUGUUAUAAUCAAUGGGAGUCAGAAAUCAGCUCCCACUGCAGAACUCUCUAUGGAGCUGCUUUAUGGGUACAAGUUGAACUUGAUGGAGGAACUGGAAUAACUUAUACAAUAUUGUCAGAAAACAUCACUCUGACAGAAUCCUCCAUCCAGAAAGGGGUUAUCCCACAUAACCUGACUCUGGUUAGUGCAGGACAGCCAUUGCUUCAGCCAGGAGUUCACCAUCUGAAAAUUCAAGCAGUCAGCAACACCACCACCUCCAAACUUUCCAAAGACCUCAUUGUUCAUAUUGUUGAGCCACUGUCCGGUCUCCAGGCUUUUUGGAUUUCUGACCACUUGGAGCUGGGACAAGACCUUCUCAUUAAUGUAUCUGUGGCCCAGGGAUCCCCUGAGGAAUUGAUAUUUGAGGUAACAGGAGCCACUGGAAAUUUCUCCUAUGUGAGAGAGUGCUUGGGCAAAGAAUCCAGAAUUUACAGCAUCCCCAUUCCGGCAAAAGGAACUUUUUUGGUCACAGUGCUUGCUCAAAACAUCUUCUCAAACUUGAGCUCGAUAAUUGGGAGAGUCAGUGUAUCUGCUAAGGAGUCUGUCCAUGAAGCUAUUCCUGCUAACCAAGAGCCAAUCAAGAUGAACUUCCAGAAGGAAAAUAAGGACAAAGAGAAAAGCCAACUGUAUAUUAAGCCAAGUCGUUAUGUGGACCCUUUCACCACGGUGACUCUGGGCUGGCCAGAUUACAACAAGAGUCUGAACUUUGUGUGGUCAUGUGGGCGCUGCUGGCCUCAGUGGAAGGAGUGUGUCCAGCAGCAGCUGCUCGUCACUGGCCAAAGGGAGAUGCUGAUAGAGCCUGCCUGCCUUCCUCCUCCCAACUCAGCCAUCACCCUCCGCAUCCUGGUGCAUGGCACACAGGGAGAACAGUGGCAGGAUGAGCAGUGCCUGUAUGUGACAGGAGAACAGAAGCUACAUCCUCAGAUCAGUUGUGAAAAGAACUGCAAACCAGUGAAUGUGAGUGAAGAAGUCAUGUUGAGAGUCACUUGUGAUGAUCAAGAGUCUGUGAUAUAUAGUUGGUAUUUAGAUACCUCCUUCCAGGAAAAGGUGAACCUCCUUCCUGCUGUCUGUGGUCUCAGUGGAUUUAGGCCAAGUUCCUUAAAGUUGCUGCAAAGAAACACCUCCAUCUUGCUGUUGAGCAGUUACUUCCUGUCUGAAUUCAGGGCCUCAGCCACUGGUGCAAUUCGAAUUAAAGUCACAGCAAUGACUGAGUGGGCUUAUGGAGAACAGACCUACAUCAUCAGCACUCUUCAUCCUCCUGAGGUUCCAGCUUGUUCUGUCAUUCCAGAGCAGGGGACUAUUCUGACAAGCUUUGAGAUCUCCUGCAACACAUCUGCAGAGCCUGGCUUACUCAUCUAUUGUUUCUGCCUUAAACCAGAUUCAUGCUUCUAUUGUGGUCAUGAGCCAGAACUUCCAUCACUUUAUCUGCCACUUGGAAAGGAAGAAAAUAACUUUGUUUUGAAGAUUCUCAUUUCUGUUGCUAAUAAGGCUGGAGACACAGUACAUACCCAUGUAGCAGUCAAGGUAGAACAAGAAGACAUAAUCAAGGAAAACCGGACACUCCUUGCUCUAAUGUCAGAGAAGAUAAACAACACACCAAUAGGAAAGAACAGCAGCGUGGCACUUAUCCAGUUGUCUAAGUCAGUGUCCUCCAUCUUGAAUCUGGGGGACUGGGAUGAAAGCUUCCCUCCAUCUCUGAGAGCCCACCCUGCACAGGUGAUCAGAGAGCUCAUGUUGAGGACCCUGGCUUCUAUUCCUGCUGAUGAAAUACAUCUGGCUCUGGGGAUGGCAGAGGCACUGAAAGAUGUCACCUUUCACCAUGAAAAUCUCUCCCCAUUAGCCCAGCUGAUGGCCAGCUGUGUGCUUCAGAAUGUCAGCAAGUUUCUGGCAAUGGGGAUGUCUAGCCCUGAGGACGGCACUAUCAGACAGAAGCAUCAGAUGACAGCCACACACCUGUUUCAUGCAGUGGGAAAUGUGCUUGAAGCAUCGAGGAGCCAGCAGCCUGAAGUGCCACUGGGCUCUGAUACCAGCCAGGUGGUUGUGCAUCUGCUCAGUGCCCUGGAGAAUCUACAGAGUGCCCUCCUAUUGGGAAGGCCUCCUAGAGACCAUCCCAUCAUGCUGAGUAUACCCACCAUGUCCAUGUAUGUCAACAGGGUGCAGCCACAAGGUCUGGAUGGUGCUUCCUUUCAUCUCAACACAAGCAAUUCGGCUGUCUUCACUCUGCCCAGCAUUGCCUCCCUCAGCUACUUGGGGGAUGAUGAUGAUGAACCUGUGGACAUAAGGAUGGUGAGUUUUCCGAAGAAUCCCUUCCCUGCAAGUGACAAUUUUGAUAUUCAAGGGAGUGUUGGAGGUCUUCAUCUGACCAGUCCUGGGGGUCAGCUCAUCCCAGUAAAAGAUUUGAAAGACAAUAUUGAGAUAGUAUUGCCUCGAUUUACAAAGUUAAAGGACACACAGACUAUACUGAACUUGACAACUUCUUCCACUUUGCAAGUGAACAUGACCUUUGGAAAUGCUUCUCUGGUGAUCCAUCUUGAGUGGGACUUUGAUCUUCCCCUUAUACUGUACAUGGGCUAUGGCUAUCAUCCCAAUGAGACCAACUAUGAUGUCAAAACUCAUCUUUAUCCAAAGACUGAUCAUACAGGUAAGCUGGCCACCUGGAUCUUAAGUGCUGAAGAGCUGUCUUUUGGAGAAGGAACCUAUUAUGUGAAAGUAAUUCCUGCACCCAUUUUGGAACCAGCUGCCCACCAUGAUGCCAUUGUUAGCAUUGCAUUCUUCAUUUCUCAGUGUGUAUUCUGGGAUGAACUCCAGGAGGAUUGGAGAAGUGAUGGGUGCCAGGUGGGUUCCCAGACUUCCCUUUAUAGCACCCACUGUCUCUGCAACCAUCUCACCUUCUUUGGAAGCACUUUCUUUGUGAUGCCCAACAUUGUGGAUGUGAGCCAAACAGCCGAGCUCUUUGACACCUUUGUGGACAAUCCUGUGGUUGUGACCACAGUGGGCUGCCUCUCUGUGGUGUAUGUGAUGGUAGCACUCUGGGCAAGGAGGAAAGACAUUCAGGACAAUGCUAAGGUGAAGAUCACAGUGCUAGAGGACAACGAUCCCUUUGCCCGGUACCAUUACCUGGUGACAGUCUUUACUGGACAUCGACGGGGAGCAGCUACCACCUCCAAGGUGACAGUCACUCUUUAUGGACUGGAAGGAGAAAGUGAGCCUCACCACUUAUCAGAUCCAGAUACCCCAAUCUUUGAGCGAGGUGGGGUGGAUGUCUUCUUGCUGGCUACUCUCUUUCCACUUGGGGAACUGCAGAGCAUCCGACUAUGGCAUGACAACUCUGGAGACAGGCCAUCCUGGUAUGUCAACCGUGUGUCAGUCCAUGAUCUGACACUGGAUCAGAAAUGGUAUUUCCUCUGUAAUUCUUGGUUGUCCAUUGAUGUUGGUGACUGUAUCCUAGACAGGAGGUUCCCAGUAGCUACAGAACAAGAUAUGAAACAAUUCAGCCACCUGUUUUACAUGAAGUCCUCUAAAGGUUUCCAGGAUGGACACAUUUGGUAUUCAAUUUUCAGCCGCUCCCCUCGAAGCUCAUUUACAAGAGUUCAAAGAGUGUCCUGUUGCUUUUCUUUGCUCCUCUGCACUAUGCUGACCAGCAUCAUGUUCUGGGGGAUCCCCAAAGAUCCAGCUGAGCAGAAAAUGGAUUUUGGCAAAAUUGAAUUCACUUGGCAGGAAGUGAUGAUUGGUUUGGAAAGCUCCCUCCUUAUGUUCCCCAUCAACCUACUUAUUGUUCAGAUCUUCCGGAACUCAAGACCUUGGACACCCAAAGACGAGAAAAUUGGGAAGGGUCCUAUGUCUCCCCAGCCCCCUCCUUCCCCUGAGGCUUCACAGGAAACCUUCCUCACCUCUGAGACUGUAACAAAGGAUAUUUGGAGAAUUGUCAACUCAUUGCUUAAAACUCUGAAGAUUUCAUCACCUGCUCUUGGCUCAGAUCUGGGGAAAUCAAUGGAUAUCAAUAAACUAUUGGCUUUAAUGGAAGAAAUCAUUUGCCCGCAUAACAAAGCUGGGCAAGAUUUUAAUGAGGAGGGUAGGAGGAAAAAGGAUGUUUCCAUCUUCACCCUUACGACUUUCAACUUAAAAGAGCAAACUAGAAUUCCCAGAAUCAAGAAGGAGAUGAAGAGUUGGCUCCAGAGCAGUGGCUACAGUCAUUAUCUCUUUAUGCAUCUUCAACAUGUAGAGAAAGAACUCGAAUUUCUGGAGCCUCAUGAUUUCCAGGAUCCUAAGAGUCAUGCACAGGCAAUGGUGCAGGUCCAAACCCUGAAAAGCCUUCUAGGAAACCAGGAUAGUUCCCAAGAACCAGCCAGCACAAGAAUCCAGUCCACAGUCUCUGCUAGCCCAAGAUUACCCUGGUGGUUUGUCCUUAUUGGCUGGCUGCUUGUUGUGAGUACUAGUAGUGUUGCAGCCUUCUUCACCAUGCUGUAUGGGCUGCACUAUGGGAAAGACAACUCCAUCAAAUGGCUUCUUUCCAUGGCAGUCUCAUUUGUGGAAAGCGUUUUUAUAACCCAGCCCCUGAAGGUACUGGGAUUUGCUGCCUUUUUUGCCCUAGUCUUGAAAAAAGUCGAUCAAGAGGAAGACUAUACAGCACCUAUAGCUGAACAUCUAUGUGGCCCAGAUUCAGAUGUUUUCUUCCGAGCCCGUAGGGACAGUCAAAGAGGCAUCUACCAACCACCUCUUGAUGCUGAUGUCAAAAAGAUGAAGAAGAAUCGCCUCAAAGAGCAGAAAGCUUUUGCCUUAAUUCGAGAAAUAUUAGCUUACAUAGGGUUCCUAUGGAUGCUUUUGCUGAUUGCUUAUGGACAAAGGGAUCCCAAUGCCUACUACCUCAACAGGCACCUAGAGAACAGUUUCUCUACAGGGCUACAGGGAGUGCUCAGUUUCCAAGAAUUUUUUGUAUGGGCCAAAACCACAUUAUUACAUAACUUGUACAGUUCAUAUUCAGGCUUUAUUACCGAUGGAAACUCAAAACUGGUUGGCAGUGCCCAGAUCCGCCAAGUCAGAGUCCGCAAUGACUCUUGUCCUGUCACUCAGGAGCUACGGGCUUUUCUUCAGGAGUGUCAUGCACCAUAUUCCCUGGAGGCUGAAGAUAUGUCUGACUACGGUGAAGGUUGGAAUAGCUCUACUUGCAACGAAAGCUCCUCCCUGUCCCAGGCUUGGCAGUACCAAAGUCAGACACAGCUACGAGGCCAUCCCAUCUGGGGCAAAUUGACAAUCUAUCGGGGAGGAGGCUACGUAGUACAUUUGGGAACAGAUCCAAAGAACGCAUCAAGCAUUUUGGAGUAUCUCUUCAACAACACCUGGCUGGACACCUUCACUAGAGCAGUAUUUGUGGAGUUUACUGUCUAUAAUGCUAAUGUGAAUCUUUUCUGUAUCAUGACUCUGACUUUUGAAACAAACUCUAUAGGGGCCUUCAUUUCACAAGCAGAAUUGCAAAGUAUCCGACUUUAUCCUCUCACCAAUGGUCUACAUGUCUUUGUUGUAGCAGCUGAAGCUAUCUACUUCCUCUUUCUAGCCUACUAUAUGGGCAUUCAGGGUCGGCUCAUGAAGACUCAGAAAUGGAGCUAUUUCCGAAGUAAAUGGAACCUGCUAGAAUUAGCCAUCAUCCUUAUCAGCUGGAUUGCUUUAUCAGUGUUUGUGAAGAGAACUAUCCUGGGAGUCCGAGAUGUCAAGUACUACUUGACCCACAAGAACAAGGCUGUCAGCUUUGGAGAAACAGCUAGUGCAGAUGCAGUUCUGGGUUACCUGAUUGCAAUCCUGGUACUCCUGUCUACUGUGAAACUGUGGCAUCUGCUCAGGUUGAACCCCAAGCUAAAUGUGCUUACCUCUACCUUGCACAGAGCAUGGGGAGACAUCUCUGGAUUCAUCAUUGUCAUUACUAUCAUGUUCCUAGCCUACUCUAUAGUUACAAACUUGAUAUUUGGCUGGAAACUUCAUUCCUACAAAACCCUUUUUGAUGCGGCAGAAACAAUAGUCAGCCUGCAACUAGGGAUCUUCAACUAUGAAGAGGUCUUGGAUUCUAACCCUGUGUUGGGUUCUUUCUUGAUCGGUUCCUGCAUCAUCUUUAUGACAUUUGUGGUGCUAAACCUGUUCAUUUCAGUCAUCCUUGUUGCCUUUAGUGAGGAACAAAAAUAUCACCAGCCUUCAGAGGAAGAAGAGAUUGUUGAUUUGCUCUUAAUGAAAAUCUUCAGUUUCCUUGGCCUUAAAUGCAAGAAGAGUGAGGAUGUCAUGACUUCUGGUACAAGGCAACCUUGGACUGCUCAGGAAGAUGACAGGUUCGAAAAUUCACAGACAAGCAUGAAUGGAUAUCAACUGAAAAUGGUAUUGGAACAGUGGGAAUCAGCAAUUUUGCACAGGUAUUUUUUCCAUAUCUGUAAUGGCUUUUGUAAUUCUGCAAUUAUCCUUUGUGUGAUGCUUCAAUCUUUACUUGGAAUUCAGCUUGAAGCAUUGGGAGAUGUAGUUUAUUGUAGUCUUCCAGAAGUUGGAACAAAAUUGAACAAACAAGAUGAGUUUGGAGCGUUGGAAAGUGUGAAAGCUGCCAGUGAACUCUAUUCUCCACUAACAGGAGAAGUAACUGAAAUUAAUGUAGCUCUUGCAGAAGACCCAGGACUUGUCAACAAAUCUUGUUAUGAAGAUGGUUGGCUGAUCAAGAUGACUCUGAGCAACCCUUCAGAACUUGAUGAACUGAUGAGUGAGGAUGCUUAUGAGAGAUACAUAAAAUCUAUUGAGGACUGAACAUUGGACCCCCAAAUAAAUUGGCAAAAGAACACAGCCCCAUAUAGUUUUGUCCUAAAUUAGUGGUAUUUGGAAAGUUAGCAAUUUUUAACACUUCUGAAACACCAUGGCAUGGAAAAAAAAUUUAACUACUCAAAAAUGACUGGAUAAAAAUGCUUUUACUAUAUGCAUCUUUUGCACAAUUUCUUCCUAGUAAUUUUUAGUGUCUGUCUAGUUCUGAAUUCGUUGCAUCAUGUGUUGUGAAAAUGAAUUCUCAGACCAUGUACUUCAAAGCUAGCAUUUUAUCUGUAAAAAGCCUUAAAUCAGUAAUGUUAUAAUGGCCAUUCAACUCCAUCCAUUACCAGUUUUGUUCAAAAUAAAUUUGGUUUUCUGUCCAUGGGAAUAAUUUACUGAGAUUGGUUAGCUGGCUGGUGUCAGAUGAAAAGCAAUACAACUUAAUUUAAUUUCUGAAUAAACUGCUUGGCUGAAGCUAUUUUAUACAGAUGAAGCUUCAACCUUGUAGCAGAAUAGCUAAUGAAAUUUAAUAAAACUUUUUAAAAACCCUGA
Messenger RNA from Sarcophilus harrisii (Tasmanian devil), 7812 nucleotides. RefSeq names its product polycystin 1 like 2 (gene PKD1L2). The transcript is spliced from 45 exons. Gene Ontology annotation, molecular function: protein binding; calcium ion binding; calcium channel activity. Gene Ontology annotation, cellular component: membrane. Bases 16 to 7266 code for a protein of 2416 amino acids. NCBI's taxonomy places the organism in Eukaryota, Metazoa, Chordata, Mammalia, Dasyuromorphia, Dasyuridae. The record is from RefSeq and is a predicted model, not a curated record. Gene Ontology annotation, biological process: detection of mechanical stimulus.